AUGUCGGCCCACUACCUCUGUCUCACCCUCCUCUCAAUCCUCUUCAUCGUCCCUUCUUCUUCUUCUUCUCUCUGCCCCAUAGACUUCACCUACGUCCAAACCAUCCCGUGGGACACUACCAGCUGCAACCGCCAAAACGCCGCCGCCCCCUGCUGUCAAACCCUUCUCAGCCUCUUCGGCAUCGGCCUAGCCCAACGCCUCAAAGACACUUCCCUUUUCCACCUCCCCAAUUUCAAGUCCUCUUCUUCAUGUCUCACCUCUUUCCAAUCCAAGCUCUCUUCAAUCUCCCUCCCCUCUUCUCUCGUCCCCAAUUGCUUCCUAAACCCAUCUCAAUUCGCCGCCAAUUCCUCCAACUGUGCCGGAAUUUUAAGUACUCACGAUUGGGUUGCUAGAGUCGGCUCUACAACCCCAGUCGACACCGCGUGCGGUGGCGACUUGACUGGACUGACUCAUUGCGGCACCUGUGUCGACGCCGGCAUGAAACUCACCUCUCGCCUCAUGGGUCUAGACCCAAAUGGAACUAAAUGCUUUUAUUUCACUGUUCUUUAUGCUGCUGGAAUUGCCAACGAAUUCGGUCCUAAAGAUACCAGAGUGGCUUCUUGUAUUAUGGGGUUGUCAUUAAAGCCCUCAAAGAUGAACAGAGCAUCCCUUCUAAGCAGAAACGCUUUAAUGGCGGUGGGUUUCGGGUUUACAUUUCUCGUUGUAGUUGUGGUUUUGGUUUUGAGAUCAAAGAAGAAAUGGUUCAAAGAACAAGAACAAGAACAGAAACUCCGCCACUUUGGGGCGAAAUGGUUCAGUAUAACAGAGCUGGAAAAGGCCACAAAUGGGUUUUCUCAGAGGAAUCUAAUCGGCCAAGGCGCCGAUGGGUUCGUUUACAAAGGCAAGAUUUCAGACGGAAGUUUAGUGGCAGUGAAACAAAUCAUUGAUUUGGAUUCAGAAAGGGACGAAGAUUUCACAAACGAAGUCGAAAUCAUCAGCAAAAUCAAACACAGAAAUCUCCUAUCUCUUAGAGGCUGUUGCAUAGAAAACGACUCGAAAUUCAAAUCCCAGAAGAGAAAAUUCUUAGUCUAUGAUUUCAUGCCUAAUGGAAACCUCAGCGAUCAUCUCUUCAUCAAAAACAACAGCAAAAACCCAUUAACAUGGCCGCAGAGAAAAGGCAUAAUCAUCGAUAUAGCAAGAGGACUAAAUUACCUUCAUUAUGGAACCAAACCGGCGAUUUACCACCGCGACAUCAAACCCACGAACAUCCUUCUGGACUCAGAAUGGCGGGCUAGACUGGCGGAUUUCGGCUUGGCAAAGCAGAGUAAAGAAGGUCAGUCGCAUUUGACGACGAGGGUGGCCGGAACUCGUGGGUAUUUGGCGCCGGAGUAUGGUUUAUACGGGCAGCUGACUGAGAAGAGCGAUGUGUACAGCUUUGGGAUUGUGAUUUUGGAGAUGAUGAGUGGGAGGAAAGUGUUGGAGAGUUGGGAUUUGAUUACGGAUUGGGCUUGGAAGCUUGUGGGGAAUGUGGAAGCCAUUUUUGAGGAAUCGAUCCGUGGAGAAGGGGCAAAAGGGGUAAUGGAGAGAUUUGUUCAUGUGGGUUUGCUUUGUGCUCAUGUGAAUGUGGCCUUUAGACCCACCAUUGAUGAAGCUUUGAAGAUGUUGGAAGGUGAUAUUGAAAUUCCACAAUUACCAAAUCGCCCUUUACCUGUUUCUCAUCAUUCCAUGGUUUCUUUGCAAUUUGCCCCUUCUUCUCACCAUUUCAUUGUAUAGAUGGACAAUGAUUAUGAUGUAGAUUACGAGAACAAAUAGAAGCCAAACUCUUCAGAAA
Molecule: messenger RNA, 1810 nt
Organism: Cucurbita moschata (crookneck pumpkin)
Lineage: Eukaryota; Viridiplantae; Streptophyta; Magnoliopsida; Cucurbitales; Cucurbitaceae
Product: probable receptor-like protein kinase At1g11050
Exons: 1
Coding region: 1-1752 (583 amino acids)
Biological process (GO): protein phosphorylation
Molecular function (GO): ATP binding; protein kinase activity
Source: RefSeq, a predicted model, not a curated record